Molecule: messenger RNA, 3516 nt
Organism: Egretta garzetta (little egret)
Lineage: Eukaryota; Metazoa; Chordata; Aves; Pelecaniformes; Ardeidae
Gene: ACSL3
Product: acyl-CoA synthetase long chain family member 3
Exons: 17
Coding region: 281-2422 (713 amino acids)
Biological process (GO): neuron differentiation; long-chain fatty acid metabolic process; long-chain fatty-acyl-CoA metabolic process
Cellular component (GO): endoplasmic reticulum; lipid droplet; plasma membrane
Molecular function (GO): long-chain fatty acid-CoA ligase activity
Source: RefSeq, a predicted model, not a curated record
AUGCAGUUGCCUGUGACAGCUCCUGUUGAGUAAACUGAGACGGAAACAUCUUGUGUCGGCUGUUGUACCUGUACCUGCCACGAUGAGAAGUUGCAUAAGGCACAGAGAAGUUCUCCAGCUUUAUAAGGAGAAAAAAAAAAUGUGUUUCCCCCCCUGAAUUGGGCCAGACAAAAUUAUAACACAAGGUUUUAAAUCCCUUCCCUCCUCUGCUGCUUGAUUCAAUCCUUCUGGAUCCCUGUCUGUUUCUGAACUCUUCUUGUAACCUUUGUAAGCAGCCAAAAUGAAAUUGAAGCAUAACAUCAACCCUGUUCUUCUGCAGUUUAUAAACUUUAUAAUCUUUGUGUACUCCUUUGUAACAUACAUUCCGUGGUACAUACUUUCAGGAUCAAGGCAGGCUAUAGCAAAAGCCAAGCAGGUUAAAGCUAAACCUGUGAAUAACAAGCCUGGGGGUGCGUACAGGUCUGUUAACAGUCUACAUUGCUUAGCUUCAGUUUUAUAUCCUGGGUGUGAUACACUCGACAAAGUUUUUAAAUAUGCUAAAACUAAAUUUAAGGACAAAAAACUCUUGGGAACACGUGAAAUCCUAAAAGAGGAAGAUGAAAUCCAGCCAUCAGGAAAAGUUUUUAAAAAGGUCAUCCUUGGCAAGUACACCUGGCUUUCAUAUGAAGAUGUAUACAUUAAAGCUGUUAAUUUUGGAAACGGCUUAGCAGUAUUGGGUCAGCAACCAAAGACUAACAUUGCUAUCUUUUGUGAGACUAGAGCCGAGUGGAUGAUUGCAGCGCAGGCCUGCUUUAUGUGCAACUACCAGCUUGUUACUCUGUAUGCUACUCUGGGAGGCCCAGCAAUAGUACAUGGGCUAAAUGAGACGGAGGUGACCACCAUCAUUACUAGUAAAGAACUGAUGCAAACAAAAUUGAAGGAAAUUGUUUCUCAAGUUCCACUACUGCGACAUAUUAUUACAGUGGAUGGCAAACCAACAACGUGGUCGGAGUUUCCCAAGGGUGUCAUUGUUCACACUAUGGCUUCUGUGCAAGCUAUGGGGGCCAAGGCAGAUACUGGAAACAAACAGCAGGCCAGGCCUGUGCCCUCAGAUAUCGCGGUGAUCAUGUACACAAGUGGAUCCACAGGAGUUCCCAAAGGAGUUAUGAUCUCUCAUUGCAACAUAAUUGCUGGGAUAACUGGAAUGGCUGAGAGGAUUCCAAAUCUGGGGGAAAAAGACAUCUAUAUUGGCUAUCUGCCUCUUGCCCAUGUUCUGGAGUUGAGUGCUGAACUUGUGUGUCUGUCUCAUGGAUGCCGCAUCGGUUACUCUUCGCCUCAGACAUUAGCUGACCAGUCCUCUAAAAUAAAGAAAGGAAGCAAAGGUGAUGUUACUACACUUAAGCCAACCCUAAUGGCAGCUGUCCCGGAAAUUAUGGAUCGGAUCUACAAAAAUGUCAUGAAUAAAGUGAAUGAAAUGACUAGUUUCCAGAGGAAUCUAUUUAUAUUGGCCUACAACUACAAAAUGGAACAGAUUUCCAAAGGUUACACUACCCCGCUCUGCGACAGCCUUAUUUUUCGGAAAGUACGAAUGCUGCUAGGUGGAAAAAUUCGCAUCCUGCUUUGUGGAGGAGCUCCGCUCUCUGCAGCAACUCAGCGCUUCAUGAACAUUUGUUUCUGUUGCCCUGUAGGACAGGGAUAUGGACUAACUGAAUCAGCUGGAGCUGGAACAAUCACGGAAGUUUGGGACUACACUACCGGGAGAGUGGGAGCACCUUUGGUCUGUUGUGAAAUCAAGUUAAUGAACUGGGAAGAAGGUGGAUAUUACAACACUGAUAAACCGUAUCCUAGAGGUGAGAUUCUUAUUGGAGGGCAAAAUGUGACUGUGGGCUACUACAAAAAUGAAGUACGAACCAAAAAAGAUUUCACUGUUGAUGAGAAUGGGCAGAGGUGGCUCCAUACCGGAGACAUUGGAGAGUUUCAUCAAGAUGGAUGUCUAAAAAUUAUUGAUCGUAAAAAAGAUCUCGUAAAACUCCAGGCAGGAGAAUAUGUUUCUCUUGGCAAAGUAGAAGCAGCUCUAAAGAAUCUUCCACUGGUAGAUAAUAUUUGUGUGUAUGCCAGCAGUUUCCAUUCUUAUGUCAUUGGAUUUGUUGUGCCAAAUCAAAAGGAGCUUGCAGAACUAGCUCGAAAGAAAGGAUUUAAAGGAACCUGGGAAGAGAUCUGUAACAGUCCUGAGAUGGAAAAAGAGGUACUGAAGGUGCUAGCUGAGGCUGCCAUGGCAGCUAAUCUGGAGAAGUUUGAAAUACCAUUAAAAAUUCGUUUGAGCCCUGAUCCUUGGACCCCUGAGACUGGUCUAGUGACAGAUGCGUUCAAACUAAAACGCAAAGAGCUUACUGCAUAUUAUCAAAUGGACAUUGAUAGAAUGUAUGGAAAAAAUGUAAAAUAAUUCUAUUUUCUGCACCACUUUGCUACAAUGAGCUUGGAUCAAAUAGGAAAUACUUGAAUUGCCUGUCUCAACACUUGAGAUCAACACACAAAACCACCAUUCCUCAUCUGUAGCUUAAACUGUUAUUUCUGAUAACAUCACCAUGAUGACUGGCAAGUUUAGUAAAAUGUUAUGGCAGCAAACGUGUGUCUGUCUCCUUUUUUCCAGUUUUCUCUGCUACCUUGUCAGUCUGUGGAUUUUCCCCAAGUCUUUUUGGGAAGCCAUGAUUCUGAAGCCUCAAGUUUUUAAACAUUUAUAAAUCCUGUAUAAUGUUUUAUUUGUAUCUUUAAAAUUUGGAUGUAUAUAGCGAGAACUUGGCUAUAUAAGAAAUGGUUAUAUUGGGGGCCUUUUUUUACCUAAUUAUUUAAAGAUAAGAAGGUAUUGAUGUUGUGACAUUAUGUACGUUGAAAAUGCUUGUAACGAGAUCAUUGUUGAAUAGAGGACCGGGUUACUUGCUGCUGUGCUAUUUUUCUGUGUAAAUCCGAGGGAGAAAAUGUUUGACAUUCCAGCUAGUGUAAUACACCUUCAAUAUGUGCCUAAUGGUUACUUUUAUUUUUAUCUGAAAAUGAAAAAUGGUCAUGGCACAGCUCUGCCUAAAGGGAGGUAUUCUUUCAGGUGUUAGUUAAAGCUUGUUUCAUCCAAAAGAUGCUAUUAACACAGCAGAAGUUAAACCUAAGAGUAAGCUCUCAAAUGCAGAAACACCUUUUUUUAAAUAGCUCAUGACCAUUUCAUCCAGUAGUGGAACUGUGUAGAGCUAAUAAGAACUCUCAGCAUUAAUUUCACCUAAUGCUUUGUAAGUUUGCCAGUGUCCUUUUAGCAGAGGGACUGUAACAACUUUUCUCUUGUUAGGUUUGGACAUGACACUGGGUUUGCUGUUCUGUUGUUUGUGAAAGUGUGUGGCAAGACCCCUGCCCUGCCCUAGCUGCAGCCCAAAUCUUACUGGGGGGAUUUUUAAAGUCAUAAUGACAGUUAUGUUCUCAGCUCACACAGUGCCUAGCUGCCCUUUGUGCCAUUAAAAAUCUCCCUCUAAUUCCGUGUUCUUUAGUUACCUUUUU